Messenger RNA from Acaromyces ingoldii, 552 nucleotides. RefSeq lists its product as hypothetical. The transcript has 2 exons. NCBI's taxonomy places the organism in Eukaryota, Fungi, Basidiomycota, Exobasidiomycetes, Exobasidiales, Cryptobasidiaceae. The coding region runs from base 1 to 552 and encodes 183 amino acids. The record is from RefSeq and is a predicted model, not a curated record.
AUGGCAACGUCAGCUGCAGCAGCCACACCUCCUGCGCCGCGCCUGACAAAGUGCCCGCCGAUUCGCAUCAGCCUCUGGCGGAUGCCGUCGGACGGUGAGAGCGGUGUGCUGGUGUGGGACUCCCAGGUCGAGGUGCCCGACAUUUGGGGCACCGAGGGACACGAUCUUGCAGAGCUGGAAGACAUGUCUGUCACGGCCAGCUGCUGGACAAAGAAGGGCAGAGAGGCGACUCUGGUCGUCCAGGUGUCGCGGAAGGACGUGAAAGGUGCUCGACCGUUGAAAGCCGCACGAUAUCUGUGCAUCUACAACGUCCAGACGGGUGCACAAGAGCGUGCGAUACCCAUUGACGAGAGCCCGGCAUCGGUGGUCGGGUUGACGUGGGUUCCUACCGACGAGCUCGAAGCACCCUGCACACUCCCUGACUCGCUGUCCGACAGGGAAGUGCUCGUCAUGUUCUCAAUCUCCUCAAUCCUCUACCACGGCACGCCGAUCUGCCAAGAGAGCUCAAGCAAGGACCAGGGCCACCAACACCACUUCGACGAAAGGCAUUAG